CUACCGUCUGUUCCUCCUAUUCCCUCCUCCAGCAACUCCCCCUCAGGAACACAAAGACUACGUAUUACCACUUCUCUAUGGGAUGACGAAGGCACUGUUUGCUAUCAAGUAGAUGUGCGUGGUAUAUGUGUGGCACGACGCCAAGAUAAUGACAUGGUGAAUGGCACGAAACUUUUAAAUGUUACUGGUAUGUCUCGUGGUAAACGUGAUGGUAUUCUCAAGAACGAAAAGGGACGUGUUGUUGUAAAAGUCGGCGCCAUGCAUUUAAAAGGCGUAUGGGUCACAUUUGCAAGAGCCAAAGCAUUAGCUAUCCAGUUUAAUAUAGCAGACCAUUUACAUCCCUUGUUUGUGGAUGAUCCUGCCAUGUAUUUCUAC
Molecule: messenger RNA, 375 nt
Organism: Mucor mucedo
Lineage: Eukaryota; Fungi; Mucoromycota; Mucoromycetes; Mucorales; Mucoraceae
Product: transcription regulator HTH, apses-type DNA-binding domain-containing protein
Exons: 3
Biological process (GO): positive regulation of transcription by RNA polymerase II
Cellular component (GO): nucleus
Molecular function (GO): sequence-specific DNA binding; DNA-binding transcription factor activity
Source: RefSeq, a predicted model, not a curated record